Exophiala bonariae is the source of this 960-nucleotide messenger RNA. RefSeq lists its product as uncharacterized. Bases 1 to 960 code for a protein of 319 amino acids. Lineage: Eukaryota; Fungi; Ascomycota; Eurotiomycetes; Chaetothyriales; Herpotrichiellaceae. The record is from RefSeq and is a predicted model, not a curated record. The transcript has a single exon.
AUGGCACCUCUCAAAUGGUCUCCCACAGCUCUGCCCGCCCUGCAAGGGAGGACUUAUGUUGUCACGGGGGGAAAUACAGGCAUCGGUUAUUGGACCGUGUACCAUCUUGCAUUGCGUGGUGCAACCGUUUAUCUAACCUCUCGUUCGGAGACGAAAGGCAUUCAGGCGGUCGAAGAGAUCAAGUCAGCGAUUUCCAGAGCGGAUGAAGCAUUUCAACCACAUCUGCAUAUCCUUGUGAUGGACCUGAUGUCUUUGGCAUCAGUUUAUGCAGCAGCUAAGAAGGUGCGCUCGGAGUGCUCCCAGCUGCAUGGAUUGGUCAACUCCGCAGGUAUCAUGGCCACUCCCUACCUUUUGAGCGACGACGGGUACGAAUCUCAAUUUCAAACGAAUUAUCUCUCGCAUUGGCUGUUGACCUAUCAUCUUCUUCCAUUGCUCGAGACCACUGCCCAAAUGACUCCCGAGGGCACCGUUCGCAUAGUCAAUGUUAGUUCGAUGGGUCACGCCGCCACACUCAAGGAAGGCAUCACAUUUGAAGACACCGGCUUAAAAGGAAAAUUCACGUUUCGCAGAUACGCACAAAGUAAGCUUGGGAACAUCCUGCAUGCACGAUCUCUACACGAGCGAGCUAGUCUCCCGAACAAUGACCGCAAAGUUUGGUCGAUCUCUCUGCACCCCGGCAAUGUCGAUACACAGCUUAAUGUCAAAACACUAGGAGGAUCGACACUCACGCCCAUAUUGAGGUGUUUGGGCACCUACAUCAGUCCAGAACAGGGUAGUUACAACUCAUUGUGGGCACUUGCUGGGACAGAUCUGCGUGUGGAACACUCGGGGAAGUAUUUCGUUCCCGUUGCAGUGGAGAAGAAGCCAAGUAAACAGGCUUUAGAUGAGAGGCUGGCGACAAAACUGUGGGAAUGGACUGAGAGCGAGAUGGAGAGAAAAGGGGUGCUAGCGAGAAUAUGA